UACGCGUGUCCUGUUCUUAUGUGACCCAGAUAUUCUAAUUGCAAUGUGUAUUAAAUUCGCAGUUUAAUACAUUGUUAGGUACAUAAAUAAUUCAGGUGCAGUUCAUGAUAAAAUGGAUCGUUGUCUGGGCGGGUAAUGUUGCGGCGCAAGUAUAUAAACCGUUCGUCCAACCCCAUUGCAAUCACAGGCAUUGAGUUCUUCUAAGCGCACCGCACUAGUUCAACAUGAAGGUCUUCGUAGCUGUCGUCCUCAUAGUUUCCAGCGUAUCAGCUGGACUACUCCCAGCGCCAUUAGGCUAUGCCAGCCCAUACGGCUUGACUGCCCCGCUUGCAGCGCCUCUCGGAGUUGCUCGACCGGCUUAUGCCGUCGCGAGGCCAGCGAUCGCACCCUACGCUGUAGCGAAGGUUGCGCCAGUUGAAGACUAUGACCCCAACCCUCAAUAUUCAUACGCCUAUGACAUCCAGGAUGCUCUUACUGGUGACUCCAAGAGUCAGCAAGAGUCCCGCUCCGGAGACGUAGUCCAAGGCUCCUACUCGCUCGUCGAACCCGAUGGCACCCGCCGUAUCGUGGAGUACACAGCCGACCCCCACAACGGCUUCAACGCGGUCGUCCACAAGGAACCCCUAGGAGCGGUUGUGAAGGCCGUAGCACCAGUUGCUGCCUACCACUACAAGUUCGCAAGGUCUGGUAGGUAUACGGUUGCCUGCAAUACGGAACAUACAAGUGAACGCCACGCUUCUAUAAAUACGGGCAAUGUUGCCCUCGCGGGCGCCUUUACUCCGAAUCUCUUUUACAAGAACAAUUGCGACAUGUUUCAGGCAGUGUUAAUGGCGUGUGUCCUGCAAGCGGUAGCAAGCAUAAUUGUGACGGAUCCACCACCGACGAGCACGGAGUACAAUUACGGGUACAACAUAGUCGACCCUUCAACCGGCGACGCCAAAAGCCAGCACGAGUUCAGACAAGGCGAUGUCGUCAGAGGCUCAUACUCUGUGGUGGAUCCAGAUGGAACAAAACGCACUGUGGAAUACACGGCCGACUCGAAACAUGGUUUCAAAGCUGUUGUCCGAAGCGAACCAGUAUUGCGCAAUUCAAUCGCGAAACGUCAUUAUAUUACCCAAUAUCCGAGCUUAGUACGAAGCCCUCGGAUACAUACUCCUUUUAGACACGCCUACCCAUAUCCUAUCCCGUAUGAAAGGAGACUAGAGCAACCGAUAUUUUCGACAAAUCAGUUCGUUGAGAGUGAGCAGUGUAUAAAAUCGCUGGUCCAACUCUUUUCUACAUCAUAUUUGAUCAUUCGCUCUUCCAUAACAGUUGCUAAAAUGUUCAAGUUCGUCGCUUUCACAUGUUUGGUGGCCGCAGCCAGUGCCGGCAUUGUCCCAGCUGGACAAAUCACCUACUCUGCUCCAGCAUACCAAGCGGCACCCGUAGCUUAUGCUGCCGCUCCAACAUAUCAUACCGCUCCGGUAGCUUACGCUGCUGCUCCAACAUACCACACCGCUCCAGUUGCUUACGCUGCUGCCCCGAAAGUCGCUUACUCCGCCCCUGUGGCCUACGCAGCACCAGUCACUAAAUACGCCGCCGUAGCUCCCGUAGCUAAGGUCGCCGUCGAUGAAUACGACGCAAACCCACAAUACAGCUUUGCCUACGAUGUACAAGAUGGUGUAACCGGUGACUCUAAGAGCCAGCACGAAACCCGGGAUGGUGAUGUUGUACAGGGCUCCUACUCUGUAGUUGACCCCGAUGGAACCAAGCGUACGGUUGACUACACUGCUGACCCACACAACGGAUUUAACGCGGUUGUACGAAAGGAGGCUCUUGGCGUGAAGGCUGUUGCUGCACCUGUCGCGUACGCUGCUCCCGUCGCCAAGCUUGCUCCAGUAGCCCACGCUGCGCCCGUGUCUUAUUCCGCUCCAGUUUCAUACGCCGCCCCGCUUGUCCACUCUGCUCCGGUGGUACACCAUGCACCUGUUGCGUACUCAUCCCCUGUUUACCACCAUUAA
Molecule: messenger RNA, 2000 nt
Organism: Pararge aegeria (speckled wood butterfly)
Lineage: Eukaryota; Metazoa; Arthropoda; Insecta; Lepidoptera; Nymphalidae
Exons: 8
Coding region: 225-2000 (591 amino acids)
Cellular component (GO): extracellular matrix
Source: RefSeq, a predicted model, not a curated record